Brassica oleracea var. oleracea is the source of this 607-nucleotide messenger RNA. RefSeq lists its product as uncharacterized. The transcript has 2 exons. Gene Ontology annotation, biological process: regulation of catalytic activity. The record is from RefSeq and is a predicted model, not a curated record. Bases 121 to 438 code for a protein of 105 amino acids. Gene Ontology annotation, molecular function: enzyme regulator activity. NCBI's taxonomy places the organism in Eukaryota, Viridiplantae, Streptophyta, Magnoliopsida, Brassicales, Brassicaceae.
CAAUUAUAUAAUUUAAUUUGUUUGGUCAGAAACCGAAUAAAAUGUUCUUUACUAAUGAAAUAGAUGUCUAAUUUGUUUCUAUUUUCUCAAAUAGAUCCAUCCCUCCUUGUAUAGAGAGGAAUGAGAGAGACCUCGGCGAGUGGUCUUUCAUGGCAGCGUCUGGUACUCUUGGCUUCGUUUGUUCUGCACUUCGUCCUAGGUCUAUCAGGUGAUUCCAAGAAUACAGAAACAGGAGUUGAGACAGAGUCUCACACAUCUUCCAGCAGAAGAGGGGCAAAAGUAAUCCUCAUACUAGUCGGAUUUGUGGCUGUGGCAAUGUUCUCCUUCUUCCUAUACAAGCAAUGGCAGAAGAAGAAAAGAGACGAGCAGUAUGCCCGGCUGUUGAAGCUCUUUGAGGAAGAUGAUGAACUCGAGGUUGAAUUAGGCCUUCGAGAUUAAAAAAAAAACAAAUUUAGAAAUUUGUCACUCAAAUUGCCUGAGCCAUGUUUAUUUUGUGUUGCCUUUGUUUUUUCUUGUUAUGUAAGAUAUAUAGAAGAAUCAGAGCAUGUAUGUGGUUAAAGCUUUUAAUUUCCCAGAGAUCUUAAUGUUAUAUACACUAUUUGUUAAA